Messenger RNA from Closterium sp. NIES-65, 1473 nucleotides. The record is from the annotation of a GenBank genome assembly. NCBI's taxonomy places the organism in Eukaryota, Viridiplantae, Streptophyta, Zygnematophyceae, Desmidiales, Closteriaceae.
AUGCGUAGUAAGCAUCCUGCAAGCGCGCCGUCUCCUCUCCCUAACGUCCAUGUUACCAACUAUGGGCGCAUCAACUCGCCCGGUGACGACAUCCGGGUAGACAUGGCGAAAGAGAAGCGCCAACCGGCGGGGAGCUCCAACGCCGGCUCUGGCGCAAGUUGUGACGAGGAAGAGGGCAACGAAGACGCCGGCGACGAAGAUCAUGGCGACGAGGACGAAGAGGACUGCCCGGAAAACGGCCACGACGACAGCGCAUCUGGUGACGAGGUGCCUGCCGGAGGCAUCGACGAUGACGACUGGUGGAUGCAGCCGAUAGGCUCCGGCGACGAUGUGGAGGAGUGGCACGCCGGCGACGAUGACGAUGACGGAGGCGCGGAUGCGGUUGCUGAUGCGGCGGCGGAUGCGACGGUAGAAGCUCAGGCGGCGGGUGCAGAUGCGGAGGCGGAAGCAGAUGCGGAUGCGGAGGCGGAUGCAGAUGCGGAUGCGGAGGCGGAUGAAGAUGCGGAUGCGGAGGCGGAUGCAGAUGCGGAGGCCGAAACAGGCGCAAAUACGGCUGCUGUUGUGGUGGCGGAGGCGGGUGAUGGCCGUGAUGCUGUCUUCUUCGAAGGCGAGGACGACGCGGACGACCCAUGGCGCGUCUCGUCAGAUGAUGACGUGCCUCUGUUGAAGAGGCGGCUGCGUCACAGCCUAGGCGUGUCCCGGAAAAAAACCCGGGUGCUGCUCUCGGACGACGACAGCCCGGAUGAGGAGCGGCGACCCCGCGUCCCUGCUGCUGACAAGGGGAAGGCUAAGGUGGUUGAGGUUCCUGCUAAGGUCGCCCCUCGCGUCGGACAGAGCAAGAAGAAGUGGAAGGACGAUGGCGACCCGGGUUCAAGCAAAGGCGCGAAGAGGCAGAAGAAGAAGGCUGUCAAGAACAAGGACGACAUCUUGGUAAAUGAGGCGCAGGGCAGUGACGACGACUACGCGGAGGCUGCAGGCCCCAUGCCUUCAUUCCCUGAGAAGGCGAAGCCAAAAGACCCCACCAUCUGUAAUGCUAACUCCCGCCCCCCUUCCCCACGCAGUCGCGGGAUUAAACGGACCAGGCGGAGCUGGUCCGUGCGCGAAAAGGUGAAGUGGGCGCGUCGCUACGCGGAGCUCGGCUCCCUCAAGAAGACCUCGGCCGAGAGCACCACCGAUGUCACCGAAGACAUGUGCCUCGGGGGCACCACGGGCGACAACACGCGCCUGCUUGGGAAGGCUCCCGAGGAGGAGGAGGAGGAGGAGAUGCAGGCGGAGGGCGUGAAAGAGGUGGCCGUGGCCACCGGCCUGGAGGUGCUGUACCAGGAGACCCCUCACUACCGGGGAGCGGCGGCCGAGGCUGACCGCAUGAUCGAGCCCGUGCAGACAGCCAGGCACGCCUGGCGAGUGCCAGACUUGGGGAUGCAGGAGCCACCAUCUACUAGUGCAAAUGAGGGCGUAACAGAGGGGGGCUAG